AUGCCGGAUUCCGAAAAAUGCAUGCACACCUCGGGCGCCACCGACCCGGUCUGGGUGCACAAGCUGCCCUACUCGGCUAUCCCGCAAUUCCCGUCCCUCGACCGGAACCUCACCACCGACAUUUGCGUUAUCGGGUGCGGCAUCGCAGGCAUCCAUGUCGCCUACGAACUCAUCCACCGCGGCCAUAAGGUGGUGAUGCUCGAAGCGCGCGAAGCGCUGUCUGGCGAGUCCGGUCGUACGAGCGGGCACCUGAACAAUGAUCUGGAUGACGGGUAUCUGGAAAUUGCCAAGAAGCACGGCGAGGCUGGGGCCAAGGUCGCGGCGGAGAGCCAUGCCUGGGCGAGGGAUCGGAUUGGGGAGAUUGCGAAGGAAUUGGGGAUUGAGUGCGAGUAUCGGAAGUUGAAGGCGUAUGAUAUCAGUCAGUAUGCGGUGGGAAGUCAGGGGUAUAAGGAGGAGAUGGAGGAGUUGAGGCAGGAGGCGGAGGUGCAGAUGAAGUUGGGGAUUGAGACGAGGUUUGAUGAAAACUUGACUGUCCGCGGCUGGAACGGCAAGCCCGACCAGCGCGGCGGCAUGGUCGUCGGGAACCAGGCGACCUUCCACCCGACCCGGUACCUGGCGGGUGUACUGGCGUGGCUGAAGCAGCAGCCCAACUUCCAGUGCUACACGCGCACCCGUGUCAUGAGCAUCAAGGAAACGGGCGUUGAGCUGCUCGGCAUGGGCCACAAGUCGGUCACGAUCGAGACCGAGGCGGGACACACGGUGAAGGCCGAGCGCGCCAUCGAGGCGACGUGCGUCCCGCUGCAGAAACUGUCGGUCAUCGCCGAGCUCGAGUUCCACCGCACAUACUGCAUUGCCGUGCGCGUCCCCAAGGGCAGCGUCGAGGACUGCCUGAUCUACGACAACGCCGACGCGUACAAGUACGUCCGGCUGACCGAAUGUGAUGAGAAGGACGACUAUCUCGUCGUGGGCGGGUGCGACCACAAGGUUGGGCAGGAGGAGACGACACCGCGGUUUGCGGAGCUUGAGAAGUGGACGCGCGAGAGGUUUACCCAGGCCGGCACCGUCGACUACCGCUGGAGCGGGCAGAUUUUUGACCCGGUCGAUUACAUGGCGUUCAUCGGCAAGAACCAGGGCAACGACAAGAUUUACAUUGUCACCGGCGACUCUGGAGAUGGCUUGACGCAUGGCGUGCUGGCUGGCCGGCUGCUUGCCGAUGAGAUUGAGGGCAAGGAGAACAAAUGGGCGUCCCUGUACAACCCGAAGCGUCUGGGCAGCGUCCUCAAAACGCUGCCGAGUCUGGUCAAGCAUGAUUUGCAGAUCAACACGCAGUACAAGCGGUUUUUGCAGUCGGAUAUCACCGAUAUCGAGGAUCUGGCGCCUGGGUGCGGCGGUGUGCUGAACCCGGCUACCGGCAAACCACUGGCAGUCUACAAGGACGAGGAUGGCACGGUGCGAAAGUUCAGCGCCAUUUGCCCGCAUUUGCACGGGGUGGUUUCCUGGAAUGAUGCUGAAAAGAGUUUCGACUGCCCUGUUCAUGGCAGCCGGUUUUCCAAAGACGGUAUCUGCAUCAACGGUCCGGCCAAGAGGAACCUGAAUCCCGAGAGCAAGGCCGGAGCGGCGGAGCAGGAGUAUAUUAAAGCUAUGUAA
Molecule: messenger RNA, 1647 nt
Organism: Parathielavia appendiculata
Lineage: Eukaryota; Fungi; Ascomycota; Sordariomycetes; Sordariales; Chaetomiaceae
Product: DAO-domain-containing protein
Exons: 3
Coding region: 1-1647 (548 amino acids)
Cellular component (GO): cytoplasm
Molecular function (GO): 2 iron, 2 sulfur cluster binding; oxidoreductase activity
Source: RefSeq, a predicted model, not a curated record